This is a messenger RNA of Medioppia subpectinata, 2142 nucleotides long. The record is from the annotation of a GenBank genome assembly. NCBI's taxonomy places the organism in Eukaryota, Metazoa, Arthropoda, Arachnida, Sarcoptiformes, Oppiidae.
AUGAAUCUGAAUUCAAGUUAUGUUUCAAUCGGUUGUCAAACGAGUUAUGAAUUGAUUGAAGAGUUGUCUCAAAGAGAAGACAAUACAAGACAUGAAACACAAGACAAAGGAUUGAAUACUCGAGAAGUGAUUGAAUCAGACAUUGAAUCCAAUGAUNAAGGAUUGAAUACUCGAGAAGUGAUUGAAUCAGACAUUGAAUCCAAUGAUGGCAUCGAUUGUGAUAUUAAUGUGGAAUCAGAUAACGAGACAAUUGACGGAACAGUUGAUGAAAAUGUUGUCACAAAUCAAACACAAAACAUGAGUAUUACUGAAGAAACAAAUAAAUCAAAUGACAAACAAAAGCAAAAGUUAUCUCAAAAUAAAGCCAAUAAAUGUCAUCCAAAACCAGACAUCGGCUUAACUGAAGUCAUAUCAGAUGAGGGAUUAAAUGUUGGCAUCGAUUGUGAGGUUAACAUCAAUUCAGAAGACGUAACGAUCGGUAGAAAUGUUGAUAAAAAUCUAUUGAAUGAAAGACAAGAAUUGAAUAUUAAAGAAGAGAAAAGUGAAUCAAAAUUAGUUGAGAGGAAGACUAAGAAGAAGAAAAUGAAUGUCAAAACUGACGGUCCGUUUGUCUGUGAUUUCAUGGGAUGUGAGAAGAAGUAUAGCUAUGAAAGAGGUCUCGAUAGACAUAAACGUCAAAAACAUUGCUCUCAAAGCUAUGGUUAUGAAGAAAUGGACGACAAGUCAGACAUUGAUUGCACCCAAAGACAGACUAAACGCACAAAAUAUGAUACGAAAACUGACGGUCAUUUUGUAUGCGAUUUCAUGGGAUGUGGAAAGAGAUAUAAGGAAAAGAGAUAUUUAAAUGAACACAAAGAUAUUCAUUCGGAUCAGACCUAUGAGUGCGAUGUCGAAGAAUGUGGUCAAGUAUUUGCUACAAAAACCAAUUUAAAGGUACAUAUGUAUAGACGACACAAGUCUAAAAAGUCAUUGUCUCGAAGUGACAAUUAUUUAAAGACAAAAAUAGAUAUUAAUGGCGAAACAGAAGAGUAUAAUAACGGGUCGAGUGAUGAAGAAAUGGACGUCAAGUCAGGCAUCGAUUGCACCGAAACUGAAACUAAACGUCGAAAACUCAAUGUGAAAACUGACGGUCAGUUUGCCUGUGAUUUCAUGGGAUGUGAGAAGACAUUUAGUAUAAGGCGUUCUUGGAAUCGACACAAACGCAUACAUUUGAGAUCAGACACCGAUUUGAAGCCUAAACGGAAACCCAAUUAUUGCUGUGAUUUCAUCGGUUGUGGAAAGAAAUACAGCGAUAAGAGGAUAUUCCGGAACCACAAACUCACGCAUUUGGGUCAGACUUAUCGGUGCGAAGCCGACGGAUGUGACCAAAUAUUUACCACUGAAUUCAAUUUGAAUAAUCACGUGAAGAGUGUCCACAGCACUCGAUACCAGUGCGAACAUUGCGAUUACAAGACCGGACUCUUAAAGCGUAUAAAAUCUCAUCGAAUCAGUCAUUCAAAUGAACGCUUAUUCAAGUGUUCAAUCAAUGGCUGCGUUAAGACGUUUAAAACAGUAGUUGAGUUGAAUAAACAUCAGUUGAGAGCACAUCCGGAUUCGUUUGCAGACAUACCAUGGAUUGAAUGCUCGCAUACUGGCUGUCAGUAUAGAAGUAAAUGCAAACCAGACGUUUAUAAUCACAUGAAAGGCCAUUCAAAGUCCUAUCGAUGCAAAGAAUGUGGAAAAACAUUUGGUUUUAGUAGAGUUUUAAGAAUUCACGAGAAGAUUCACAACAAGUCGUCUCAAAUCCCGUGUGAAUGGUAUGGAUGUGAGCGUCGAUUCACUAAUAAUACUGCAAUGAAAGACCAUAUGAAUACACACACGGCUGCGACCACAUACCGGUGCCAAUGGCCCGGUUGUGACAGAACAUAUAACGCCCAUCGAGUUUUAAGUUCCCACAUACGGAGAGUGCAUAAGGGUUUGUUGGACAACAAGUGUCAUUGGCCUGAAUGCGAGUACUCGACCACUAAUCCCAUUAGACUUCAUAAUCAUAUCAAUAGACAACACAAGGGUCUGCGGGACUACCGGUGCUCUCAUACGGGCUGUGAUUAUACGACCACUAAAUGCGGAGAAUUGGAUAAACAUAUGGUUAUUCAUAAGCAAUAA